Messenger RNA from Mesocestoides corti, 876 nucleotides. The record is from the annotation of a GenBank genome assembly. Lineage: Eukaryota; Metazoa; Platyhelminthes; Cestoda; Cyclophyllidea; Mesocestoididae.
AUGUUCCACACACAGCCCCACAGAUUCGUUGUAUUUAACAGAAUUCCAAAGUGCGGGAGUACAUCUCUUGUCAGGAUCUUUGAAACAUUAAGUCCUCGAAAUAAAUUUAGAGUCAUUAGAUUCAAUACGACAAACCCUCACCAGUUUCGAAGUUUAGUGCUCCAUCAAGCAUUCGUCGACGAAGUAACCCGCUCAGCCGUUUCCACGAAAUUAUUUGUCCAUGGACACUUCUAUUAUGUCAACUUCCGACAAUUUGGUGUUUCGUCAGAGUAUGUUUAUAUAAACUGCCUGCGAGAACCCCUUGAAAGACUGGUCUCCAAGUACUACUUUAUGCGGUUUGGCGAUGAUCAUCGUCCAAAAGUUAUCCGAAGCCGAAUGAAGAAUGACACAACCCGCUGGCAGACUUUUGAUGAUUGUGUUCGGCUUUCUGGCGACGAUUGCGAUCCAAGGCUCCUUUGGGUUCAAAUCCCAUUUUUUUGCGGUACUGCUGCGUACUGCGACGUCCCAGGCAACCGAGCUGCUCUUGACACAGCGAAACGUCGCCUGGUCGAAGACUACCUCCUAGUGGGCACGUUAGAUUACUUCAAGGAAUUCGUCCAAUUACUCCGACAUCUAUUGCCAGAUUACCUGACUGGUAUUACGUCAACCAUGGAUCUGGAAAUCGGUGGCCAUCCACUGUGGCACCUUCGCAAGACCCAAAACAAAAUUCCUCCCAGACCAGAGACUCUGGCUGUCUAUCAGAAAAGUCCCAUUUGGCAAAUGGAGCAGGAAUUCUUUGAAUUUGCUAGAGCAGAAUUCCUCGCCCGCUGCCGACAUUUAAAACAAUUUCUGCCCAAUGAAACAAUCUGGAAUACGAUUCUGAUUGAUGUAACUUAG